AUGGAAAGAUCAUUGUUUGCGCUGAUUUAUUCUACCUUGCAAAAAAAAUUUGGUUUAGGUGGUUAUGAUCGAGGUGAAUGCUUGAAGACUGUUGAAGAAUACGAUGUAGUAAGAGGUGAAUGGAAGCAGUUGCAUCCUAUGAAGGACGAACGAGGACGGUUUGAUAGUGCCGUUUUGAACGGAUUGGUCUACGCCAUUGCCGGUAGUAAUGGUAACAACGACCUGAAGACUGCUGAAGUUUAUAAUCCGAAGACAAAUCAAUGGUCUACGAUUCCUUCUCUCAGUAAGCCGAGAAGCCAUAAUGGCUGUGCAACAUUGGACAAUUUUAUCUUCUGUGUUGGAGGCUCAUGCGGCCAAGAGGUAUUAAAGGAAUGUGAACGGUUUGACGUUUCCAGGCAGGUCAAAUGUCGAAUAACGUUCCUAUCUAUCUACAUCAAUUCUUAUUACAUGAUUGAAUUGAUAGAAAGAUGGAAUUGUAUGGAUUCUGUAGAAGCGUACGACCCCAAGACGAACUCCUGGCGGAUGCUGUCGAAAAUGCGCACCGCCAGAAGGGGAUGUGCCGUUGCUGUUAUACGUGGUGAGUUGUACAAUAAACAUAGACUUGAUUGCAUGUCACCCGUCCGACAUCCCCAUCUACUGCUUUUUAAUAUCAAAUUCUCUUCAACUGGAGAAGCUCGUUCUUUCAAUGGUGGGCGUGAUUUCUCAAUUACGUUUUCAAGCCCCUUAGAAUUUUGUUCCUCUUGCAAAAACUUGCACGCUUGA
Strongylus vulgaris is the source of this 762-nucleotide messenger RNA. The record is from the annotation of a GenBank genome assembly. NCBI's taxonomy places the organism in Eukaryota, Metazoa, Nematoda, Chromadorea, Rhabditida, Strongylidae.